ACUGGUGCUUCGUUACUUUCAUCCAUUCGACUUUCAAGACCGUUGUACAGAGGUCGGUGCCAAUAUGGGGAUCCCCAAGUUCUUUCGUUAUAUAUCAGAGCGGUAUCCCCUCACAUCCCAAUUAAUUCAAGAGAACAAGAUCCCAGAGUUUGACAAUCUCUAUAUCGACUUCAAUGGAAUUAUUCACAACUGCUCUCAUCCUAAUGAUGACGACGCACACUUUCGACUAUCGGAGGAACAGAUAUUUACUGCUAUAUUUGCAUAUGUAGACCACCUUUUCGGGAAGAUCAAACCCAAGAAGCUAUUCUUCAUGGCUGUGGAUGGUGUUGCUCCAAGAGCGAAGAUGAAUCAGCAACGAAGUCGACGGUUCCGCACAGCGAAGGAAGCAAAGGAAGUGAGAGAGAAGGCAGAGAGAAAAGGAGAGAAGUUGCCUGAUGAGAAAGCGUUCGAUAGCAAUUGUAUCACUCCGGGAACGCCGUUUAUGGCGAGACUCUCGGAACAAUUACGAUAUUUCGUCAACAAGAAGAUUACUGAAGACUCGAACUGGCGGGAAGUUACGGUUGUUCUGUCGGGCCACGAAGUGCCGGGCGAAGGUGAACACAAGAUCAUGGAAUACAUUCGCAAGUCCAGGGCGCAGCUGGACUAUGACCCCAACGUCCGUCAUUGUUUGUACGGUCUCGACGCUGACCUGAUCAUGUUGGGUCUCCUGAGUCAUGAUCCUCACUUCUGUUUACUGCGAGAAGAAGUGAAGUUUGGGCCGUCGCGGAACAGUAAGGGAAACAAGAGCCUGGAAUCUAUCAAUUUCUAUCUUCUUCAUCUAACACUUAUGAGAGAAUACCUCGACCUAGAGUUCCGCGACAUCGAACCAAUGCUGCCCUUCCCAUAUAGUCUAGAGCAUGUCAUUGAUGACUUCAUCCUUCUCGCGGUUUUCGUCGGUAAUGAUUUCCUGCCCAACUUGCCGGAUUUACAUAUCCACGAGAACGGCCUGGAGCGACUGUUCGACAUAUACAAAAAGGCUUUGCCUUCAUUGGACGGUUACCUUAACGAAAAUGGAGUCAUCAACACGAAGCGUCUUCAAGUCAUUCUGGACGAAAUGGCUGAAUGGGAGAAGGAGAUAUUUGAGAAGGAAUACGCCGAUGUAAACUGGUACAAGGGGAAACAGGCAAAACACGUGAAAGAAAUGGAGGCAGCGCGGAAGCGCAACAAGCUUGUUUUGACAACUUCCCAGAGACAGAUAUUCGAGCAAGUCAAAGCAUUUGUCCUUGACCACCGAAACACUGCUUCCAUAGCCCAUCAACGCAUGUGCCGAUUACCUAUGCCAAACACCUUCUCUGCCGGAGAUCGGAAAUUUAUUAACGAUCUUGGCGAUGACCUUCAUCUUCAUGUCGCUUGGGACGAGUAUGAUGAGAAUGACCAGAAUUUGGUUGUUUGGCGGUUCCCUGGAGAACUGGAUGAGCCUUUACCGGCGAAUGGUGACACCGCGAGUCCAAAUGGCGAGGCAGAGGUUGAAGAGGAUGAUGAUGCAUGGGAAGACGAGGAAGACGAGGAGAGUAAGGCAGCCGUCGAUCGCGUUUUAGGGAAAUAUGAGAAGGCAAGGGUUAUGGAGGAUGACAAGGAGGGAGACUUCGACGCGCGAUAUGAAGUAUCUAUGAAGGAGAAGAUGGAUGAAUGGAAGCGUGGAUACUACAAGGGCAAGCUCGAAAUUGCCUACGAUGAUCCUCAGGAAAUGUUUGAUCUCGUCUACCGAUACGUCGAGGGUAUGCAGUGGGUCAUGCAUUACUAUUACAGUGGUGUCGCCUCAUGGAGCUGGUUCUAUAACUACCAUUACGCGCCACGUAUAUCCGAUCUCAAGGGGGUUGACCAGAUGACAUUCAGUUUUGAGCUCGGUCGACCUUUCCGACCGUUUGAGCAGCUCAUGGGUGUCUUGCCUGCUGCCAGUAUGGAGUUGAUUCCUCAACCAUAUCGGGACCUCAUGUACGACCCCAACUCGCCCAUCUUAGAUUUCUAUCCCGCGGAGUUCGAACAGGAUCUAAACGGGAAGAAGCAAGAAUGGGAGGCUGUCGUAAAGAUCCCUUUUAUCGACGAGAAACGGCUGUUGAAGGCCAUGGGUUCUCGAGAACACCGACUCACUGAAGAAGAACGUCAACGCAAUUCGUUCGGGGCAUCCACGCAGUUCACUUACAACCCUGGUGAACCAACGGUGUAUCCGUCGUCGCUCCCUGGGUUCUUCCCGGCGUUGCAUCGAUGCACAUGUCGUAUGGAACCGUAUGAACUGCCGACCAUGGAUGGAUUGCAUUUGGUUGCUGGUCUUUGCGAUGGAGUAUUGACCGGCGCCGAGGCCCUGGCUGGUUUCCCUUCGCUACAGACCCUUCCGCACACCGCUGCACUGGGACACCAUGGCGUCAAUGUUCAUGGUUCUGAAUCACGGAACAAGUCAAUGGUUGUACACAUACAGAAUCAGCACGAAAACAGGAAGGUGCAAGAUAUAGCCACUGAGAUGAUUGGUCAGCGGACGUUCAUUGGGUGGCCGUUCCUUCAGGAAGGAAUGGUGUCCUCCGUCUCAGACUCGUUAUUCAAAUAUGAGAAAAUAAAUGUCACGCCAGGCGCGCCUCCUCGUGUUGUUUCCAAUCCUCAUGUGCCUGCAGCAUUGUCCCAUUGGAAGGGGAGAGCAGAGAGGAUUGAGCAGUACUACUCCAAGCGAUGCGGUGUUGUUACUGGUGAAAUCGAAGUGUUGGUUCACAUACGGCCCCUGAAAGGUCUCAAACGAUUGGACACUGGCGCACUUGUCAAAGAUUAUGAAGGUCCGGACAAAGAGACCGAGCAGGCCGUUCAGAUGGUAGUCACGGAAGUUGCCUCAGAAGAUCCUCGAUACAUGGAGAAGGAACCACCUCCGUUGUCCGAAGAAUUCCCUGUUGAUAGCAAAGUGUUCUUCCUCGGCGAGCACGCUUACGGUGUUGCUGCUCAGGUCUCUGCUACAACGAAUGAUACACUGUCUGUUGUUCUUGCAUUCUUCCCUUCCGAAAAGACCGAAAAUGACACAUUCAAGAGCAUAGUAGCGACACGAAGAUCGAUUCGUUAUUAUCCAUCUUUCAAAGUCGCAGAAAUGCUCGGCUUGUCUGGCAUGGCCGUUGCCAAGAUCACAUCCGGAUUCAUGGUUAUUACUUCUGACGGGCAGAAGAACGACUUGGGUUUGCGUCUUAAGUUCGACGCACGUGGUCUCAAAGUCAUCGACUACUCUCGUAAAGACGGCAGACAUUGGGAAUUCAGCGACAAGGCGGUCGAACUCCUUCGUGAGUACAAAGAGAAGUAUCCGGAGGUCAUGCAAUCUCUCAACCAAAGGGGUGACGCCAUGGCAAGGGCGACCGAUAUCUUCCCUGAUGGAGAUGCAGAUGCCAAAAUCAAAGAAGUCAAACAUUGGCUCACAUCGAAGGGCAUCCGUUCUUUGGAGCCGGUCUCCUUGUUCUGUGAUCAGCUCAAGAAGGAAACGGUGAAAGAGAUAGAAGAGCUUGCAGAUAAAUUCACGGCAUCUAAGUCUCGGGACGCGAUCAAGAAGGCGAUUGUGAAGGGAAUUCCUCGACAAGCAGUACUCAAACCUGCGCAUGCUACCUAUCGUCUUCAAAACCAGCAUUUCGAACUGGGAGAUCGUGUGACGAUGGUUCAGGAUUCCGGCGGCGUCCCAUUGUCCGUGAAAGGUGUUGUCAUCGGUAUGAAUGCCAAAUCGAUGGACGUUGUCUGGGAUGUUCCCUUCAUGUCUGGUACUACCUUGGGCGACAGGUGCUCACAGUAUCGUGGAUCUACCGUGGAAUUCACUUCUUGCCUCAACUUAUCGGACCCCCAAUUCAUUGCGUCAACCAAUCCUAAGUCUCCGACACAGCAGAAGCCUACGUCUCCAUUCAAACCAAGGUUUGGGCCUCAUCCAGUAAUUCAACCAGCUAGAGGCCAAACUGCAGCAUCUGGAUUCCGUCCUGCACCGCAACCAAAUGGCGCCCCCGUUCAUAUCAUGUCGAACCCGAACCGUGGCCGCGGUGGAUAUAUAAAUGGUCGAGGCGGAAUCGCUGCUCAGUAUUCCAGUCCGAAUGGUGUACCUCCCGUGGCUGUUCAAGCCAAUGGUGUUCACACUCAUGCGAAUGACGUAUCUCAGAGAGGCAAUUCCAGGGGACCUCGUGGUGCUUUCGUUCCAAGAGGCAGAGGUGGCUCAAAUGGUGCUACAUUCCCUCCGCGAGGUACUGCACCAGGAUUCGGGCCAUCCAAUCGUGGUCACGCCCCGGCUUUCGAUCGAGGUCGGGGUUUCCCUAGAGGUGGUUUCCCUCCAAGAGGUCGCGGUCGAGGCCGAGGAGGAUUUGCACCGCCAGUACCAACGUAAAAAUGCUCUACGAGGCCCGGCUUACUUCUGCCUCUCGUUGUCAUCUUACCCAUUGCUUUCGAUUGCUAUCGAUUCGCGUUUGUAAUACUUAUUGGCAGGACUGAAUGUUGUAGCAAAUGUAUCACUAUGUAUUACUUGCCCCUAAUCGAUAUCUCGGACCAUGAUGUUGGUUGCUU
Molecule: messenger RNA, 4539 nt
Organism: Somion occarium
Lineage: Eukaryota; Fungi; Basidiomycota; Agaricomycetes; Polyporales; Cerrenaceae
Source: the annotation of a GenBank genome assembly